GGAACGCAUGCGUAGGAAGCAGCGUGAUAAACCUGAGCCAUUGCGGCAAGUCUAGCGCAGAGAGGACGGGGAGCUGGAGAUGACAGACGCUUGGUUCUGAGGAGUGAUUUUGCAACGCAAUGGAGCGAGGAAGGGAUCGCUUACACUUGAGAAGAACUACUGAACAGCACGUGCCAGAGGUUGAGGUCCAGGUCAAACGUAGAAGGACAGCCUCACUGAGCAACCAAGAGUGUCACUUGUACCCACGACGUUCUCAGCAACAGCAAAUUCCUGUGGUGGAUUUCCAGGCAGAGCUGAGACAGGCAUUCUUAGCUGAGACACCAAGGGGUGGUUAAAGCAGUAUUGCAACUUCAAGGUGGUGGAAGUCAAGGAAAACAGGACCCAUCCGCUGUUUGUGAAACUUUGGUCAAGCUUACAUUGUGUGUUAAUAGCCUGCAUCAAACCUUUAUUUAAAGUCCUCCCUCAAGUAUUAAGGGUCUUGAAAUUUUCGUGUUGACAACGGCUAUUGUGGAACAGCAAUCAUG
Mastomys coucha (southern multimammate mouse) is the source of this 524-nucleotide messenger RNA. RefSeq names its product SNRPN upstream reading frame (gene Snurf). The record is from RefSeq and is a predicted model, not a curated record. NCBI's taxonomy places the organism in Eukaryota, Metazoa, Chordata, Mammalia, Rodentia, Muridae. The transcript is spliced from 4 exons. Gene Ontology annotation, cellular component: nuclear speck. Bases 120 to 335 code for a protein of 71 amino acids.